Amphimedon queenslandica is the source of this 755-nucleotide messenger RNA. RefSeq lists its product as uncharacterized. The transcript has 4 exons. The coding region runs from base 153 to 755 and encodes 200 amino acids. The record is from RefSeq and is a predicted model, not a curated record. Lineage: Eukaryota; Metazoa; Porifera; Demospongiae; Haplosclerida; Niphatidae.
AUCAGCUCAAACUUGCUACAUAGCAUAAGAACAUCAAUAUGUAUUAGAAAAUGUAAUAAAAAUUUGGUGUGCUUGACAAGAAAUGUAAAGAGCUAGAGAAUCUAUCAGUAUAUGAGUCACAAUGCGCUGCACUUAAGAAUGAGCUGAAUGACAUGACAGAAGAAUUGAGGAAUGAGAAAAUACAGAGAGAAGCUUUAGAGAUGGAGCUUGCCCAGGUUAAAGAAGAACUUGUACAGAAUGAAGAGCUGAGGCAACUGGAAGUAACUUUAUUUAAUGAGAAACUUGAUGAACUUGAUAAGCAAGUGCAAGAAAUAGAUGAGAAUGAUGUUAUUAUAGUCACACCAUCCACCAGGAGAUUGUCAUCAUCUUCAUCAGCUCAGCAAAGAAGCUCAGUUGAGAGGAAAGUCUCUGUACAAGAGACCUUGUCCGAGAGUAUCAAAAGAGUUAAGACUUUUGCAAGUGAAAGACUUCAAGAGACAAACGUUCCAGAGCAUGAUGAUAGUAUUAAUAAUAAUUCAGUGUUUGAUGAUGCCAGUCUGUAUUAUUCACUUCCUUCAGAAAUGAAGGAAUGGAAUGAGUCAUUAGUGACUAAGAAUCAGUCCUUCUACUCGCAGCAAUCAAUCAGUAACAAUGCUCUCUUGAAAUUCUUGCAAGAAAAAGUCAGUCGAUUGACAGAGGAGAACACUGUAAGUAGAGUAAAAAUAAGGUGCCCUUUGAUAUUCCAAUCAAAAAUAGUUUUUUUUACAAAUUUUUAA